AUGGCCGAGAGCACCAACACUCUGGCUUUCGGAGGCACUGGCGCAGUCUCGGGGCGUGUCACCUCGCACUUGGAGCGCCUCCCGGUCGAGCUGUUCGACCACAUCCUCUCUCACAUUGCCUGGGCAAAUGAUGACGGCGAGAAACUGAAAUGGUGGGAUCGCGUCUGGACACUGAGCAAAGUGUCCAGAACCUCGAAACGACUGCGCCAGGCUACUGAGCCUGCUCUGUACGCUGACUUCCCGAUCCCGCUUCCUAAGAAGGCGCUCAAGAAGCUGCUCUGGACGGUGACCACAAGACCAAGUCUGGGAAGACAUAUUAGGUCACUUUUGAUGGAGUUCGACGAAGAAUGUGCAAGGAAAUCGCCGACGCCCGAGCAAAUGGCAUCAUUCGGACCUGCGCUGGACGUGUUCAAAACUUCGAGCUGGUAUUGGAGCCUGUUGCAGGCUUUGGCUAAAGGCUGUCACAAUGCACAGCUGAUGCUCUUGCUGAGUCUCGCGACGGAGAUGCAGACGCUUACUUAUACCUAUUGCCACGAACGUAUCAGCUGGUAUGAGUCCUGUCAGCGUUGUCCUUCUUCCGGUUUAUUCUUGGAAGAUAUCUUGUCCGCCACUCGACUGUCCGUGCUUCCCGAGAAUGCCUUUGGAAACUUACGUACAGUCACUCUUCAAGCAGGCCACUGGGCGUCGGAAAUCUCGUCCGAGGCACUAUGUCUCUUUUCGAAUUUGCCAUCGCUCAGCGAGCUGACGUGCUGUGGCCUUGCCGUACGAUAUCAAGGGGCGAACAUCACACAGCAGAAGCAGCUGUCGAAUCUUCAAAGCCUAGUUCUACAGCGUACCAGUAUUGCCAAUGCUUCUUUGGUGACGCUGAUGGGCUGUUGUCGGUCUUUGAAGCGACUGGACGUUGAUACGGCGGACUUUUCAAUAUCCGACAACACUCAGCUCCAAAUCGUUGAUUUUGGCAGCCCAGAGCUGGCACGUGCUUUGGAGCGCCACAUUAACACACUCGAAUACUGUGCUUUAACCAAUGGUGUAAGUGCAGCACGUGUACAGAGGCUUAUCAAGCCGGAAAUGGUCUCACAGAUAUCCAUUCUGAAGUCCUGUUUGGUCCUGCGCGACCUGACUGUCGACGAUGAUCAUAUUCUAGGCGUUUGCGAGAACGAAAGUGAUACUUCCGCAGAUCGGAUGCGGCUGUGGGAAGCGAUCGACUUGAACAGCAUACUUCCACCAACACUUUCAAAGUUACUUGUUCACUCGCAGUCGCACUUCAGCUUGUUGAAGGGCAUAUUGAUAGGGAUGAGCAAGUAUAACGGCAACGACUUGAGAUGCCUUGAAGUCACUUUCCGAUGUGGGCCCGGCAGCUACAACAUGGAAUAUAAACGCUCCGUGGAGUCGUACAGACCAUACAAAGACGGAACUCAGCCUUGGCUACUAGAUAUGGUAACCCGAGACGUAUCUGGUCACCGCCUCAGACAAUGCAUUCGCUUUCGUAUUGUGGGGCCUUCCAUUGCAAGUCGCCUGCAUGCAUUGGUGCAAACUAUGCCCAACGAAGGACUGGUUCCACCACAGACAGUGGAACCUGAAUCCGAUUCUGAUUCUGAUUCUGAUUCUGGAUUUGAUGAUGGGGCCGACGACGAUGAUUCGAACGAAAAUGAAUGGACCGAUGAAGCGGAGGGGUUCAGCGAAGAAGAUGAUAGCGAAGACGACGUUGAGUCGAAUGACGAGGUAUCAGUACUGAUGGAGAGGACACCGAUGACUGAUCGCCUCGACCUUUUGGCCAAGCAAUAUUGGUGUAUGCCAUCGCAAGGCAUUUCGACCUCUAAAGCUGUAGAGUCUUUCAGCGACUCGACUUUAAGAAGUCAAGAAGAGCCAGACGCCAUGAGCGGAUUUCACCUUCGGACUUGGUCGCCCUCGUUGCUACGCAUAGCUAGACUAGCCGAACGAGCAUUUCUUUUUUCGUGGCAUACAGGACCAUACGAGAAAACAUUCCAGAUGAUGGUAACCCAUUUCGACUUUUGGCGGAAGGCUACUUUCGGGACACGCGGAAACGAAGACACGCAGCGCAUCAUCGGGGGUGUGCAGCAGCAACGGAAGACCGGACAGAGUCUGACUGCCUUUCUUACGGGGCCCAGGUUACGAAAAAAGGACAAAACCAAGAAACAAGAGCAUAUUUUGGGUACAGGUGAGGAACACCGACUAAAAGUCUUCCUGGGUAUCACAUAUGAUGGAUUCAAGCAAGGUCCAAGAUUGGCCAUUGGAGGACCUGAGCAAGAUCGUCUGAAUUGGCGCGACACUAUAGCUAUUGGAGGCAGCUGGCACAAGACUGGUCAAUAUGCAGACCUGACUUGGGCAAUUCAUUCACUCGAAAGGCUCAUGACAGUCCACUACUCCACUGGCCAGCCAAGUUUGGUAAGUAUAUUACGCUUCCCAAACACCAUUCCGCUUCAUCUCCUUGAGAGGCUAAGUCAUGACGAGAAUCUAGCUGCAGCUCAAGAACACACGGAUCAAGGCGACAACAGCAACAUGAGCCGUGUGACUGCGAACAUUAUAGAGCACCAAAAUUUUAAGGCCGAACCAGGUACGAAAGUUCAUCCGGAAGUGGAAAUCUGUCACACGUCACGACCACCGGCUAGGUUUUACGUACGUCGUGGCGCAUGUGACUGGACAAGAACAUAUGCCAGUAAGAUGAUGAAUAUGAUGCAAACAAGAUGGAGACUUGAGAUUCAGGAUGCAGAACGGGACCUACAUGCCGCUUCAGAGAUCGAAAGUCGGAAGACUCCGUUCCCAUUUACAACGAGGCUAGAGAUCAAGCGUUUUCUUGAAAUGGUAUAUGAAACGGGCCCCGAUACGAGCAAAGUACCAAGACUUGGUAGGCAACCAUCAAGAGACGUCGUUUACUGCUGCAUGUCCUGGGUCAUAGCACCGAGAGUCAACUCGUUGCUCCCACCUCAUCUAUCCGUAAACAUCGACAGCAAGAAGAAGAACACUGUGAGACUGAGCAAGAGUGUAAGUGAAAUAUUUAUCGCUCUUCGCAAAGAAGCAUCACCGCCACUAUUAUUAGUUACAUGUAUCUCAUCCUUAUCGAUCAACUGA
Pseudocercospora fijiensis CIRAD86 is the source of this 3090-nucleotide messenger RNA. RefSeq lists its product as uncharacterized. NCBI's taxonomy places the organism in Eukaryota, Fungi, Ascomycota, Dothideomycetes, Mycosphaerellales, Mycosphaerellaceae. The coding region runs from base 1 to 3090 and encodes 1029 amino acids. The transcript has 11 exons. The record is from RefSeq and is a predicted model, not a curated record.